AUGGCCGACUCCUCCACGCCGCACUCCAACGGUUGUGCCGUCGCCGGCGCCGAUGAGGAGAAGCCCUCCGUGCCCCGUUCCCUGGCGCCGCCGCGGAAGGUGGCGCUGGUGACGGGCAUCACGGGGCAGGACGGGAGCUACCUGACGGAGCUGCUCCUGUCCAAGGGGUACGAGGUGCACGGCCUCAUCCGCCGCUCCUCCAACUUCAACACCCAGCGGCUUGACCACAUCUACCACGACCCGCAGGAGAUACCCUCCGCCGCCCGCCCGCCGAUGCUCCUCCACUAUGCCGACCUCUCUGACUCCUCCUCCCUCCGCCGCGCGCUCGACCACGUCCUCCCCGACGAGGUCUACAACCUCGCCGCGCAGUCCCACGUGGCCGUCUCCUUCGAGGUCCCGGGCUACACCGCGGACGUCACAGCCACCGGCGCGCUCCGCCUACUCGAGGCUGUCCGCCUCUCCGCCAAGCCCAUGCGCUACUACCAGGCCGGGUCCUCCGAGAUGUUCGGCUCGACCCCGCCGCCGCAGAGUGAGACCACGCCCUUCUACCCGCGGUCACCCUACGCGGCCGCCAAGGUCGCCGCGCACUGGUACACCGUCAACUACCGCGAGGCCUACGGCCUCUUCGCCUGCAACGGCGUGCUCUUCAACCACGAGUCCCCCCGCCGCGGCGAGAACUUCGUCACCCGCAAGAUCACCCGUGCCGUCGGCCGCAUCAAGGUGGGGCUCCAGGCCAAGGUCUUCCUCGGCAAUCUCUCCGCCGCCAGGGAUUGGGGCUUCGCCGGGGAUUACGUCGAGGCCAUGUGGCUCAUGCUCCAGCAGGACAAGCCUGACGACUAUGUCGUCGCCGCCGAGGAGUGCCACACCGUGGAGGAGUUCUUGCAGGCUGCUUUUGGGUACGCCGGCCUCAACUGGAAGGAUCAUGUGGUCAUUGACAAGAAGUACUUUCGCCCUUCCGAGGUGGACUGCCUUCAGGGAGAUUCAUCCAAGUCGAGGAGAGUGCUUGGGUGGAAGCCCAAGCUUGGCUUCCAGCAGCUAGUGGAGAUGAUGGUAGAUAACGACAUCGAGCUCGCCACGAAGGAGAAGGUCCUUGUGGAUGCUGGGUACCGCGACACCUAGCCUUGGAGGGGAUUAUCUUCCACAAAAUCUUUUACAAAGAUGGUCGUCGUAAGCGAUUUCAUUCACCACCCAAGCUUUCGAGGGAAAGGACCAGAUUGCACUUUUAAAAAUCAAGUCCUUUUUUUUUUGCGGGGAUUUAAAAAUCAAGUCCAGGGGCUUUAUUGCAAAGUUCUUGGGCUUUGUUGUAAUUUUGUUUUCCUAUUUGGUCCAAGGUAGACAAUCAUUCAGUUUGUGUACAUUCGCCCUCAUCUCG
Triticum aestivum (bread wheat) is the source of this 1372-nucleotide messenger RNA. Its product is annotated as GDP-mannose 4,6 dehydratase 1-like. Gene Ontology annotation, biological process: 'de novo' GDP-L-fucose biosynthetic process. Gene Ontology annotation, molecular function: GDP-mannose 4,6-dehydratase activity. Lineage: Eukaryota; Viridiplantae; Streptophyta; Magnoliopsida; Poales; Poaceae. The transcript has a single exon. The record is from RefSeq and is a predicted model, not a curated record. The coding region runs from base 1 to 1119 and encodes 372 amino acids.